UUCACUUAUAAAAACGGGUUCUCGAAGACGAGCGGUUACCGCUGCAAGUUGUUUCUGAUCGCUCACCAGUGACAAUGAGCAUGCUUUGGCUGACAGUACUGCUACUCGCUCAACUCGCUCAAGCUCUGGAGCUUUCAUACGAGAAUAACACACAUGGGAAAUUUCCUGAUUUAAUGAAGAUACGCCUAAUCUCGUCGGCGGGUAGGCCCAUCGUAAUGUCAUGGCGUCGACAGAAUGAAACCAUUGAUUUCUACAAGCUGAUCAUUCAUCAACUUCACCCAGUAAGCAGUGCACAGCAUGAAGACCACGUCGUUGGAUCAUGUGCCAUAUUAAGCAUCCGCAACCAAUUCACAAUUUAUGACUGCCCGACUGUCCCAGUGUGCACCGAAGUUGUCCUCAUUGUAGGGGCGUACAGAUUUCAUGAGCAAGAAAUGGUUUUCCCUGUUACUGCUAUGAUGGGCCUGUUUGCUCCUGGCCGAGAACCAGAUUCUCCAGCGAAUAUUACUACGACUCAGAUUACAGCAUUGACUACGAAGAUUAAGUGGGAUCCACCGGCGAAGUUGUACGGAACGCCCCGUGGAUACACAGUAAAAGUGUGCGAUACGUAUUCCGUAUGCGACGAAGGCAAUAGUGUCAAGCGUUGCGUCGAGUUGGUAGUGUUCAGAACAGCACUGGAGGUUAAGAGCAUACCCCAUCGCAGCCUCUGCGUCUUGAUCACCGCAAACUCAGUAUGUGGUAAUCAAACACAUAGGAGCCUUCCAGCGACAGUGGAAAUUCCAGCACCGUUGUUUGGUCUCACAUGAAACGAGGAGCGUGGCACACUUGUGCGACAAGAGCAGCAAAAACGAUCAACGGAAAGAGCGUCCACCACCUGCCUGCCGUUUUGUGAUACCUUGACCACUUUGUGGGAAUGAAGG
Rhipicephalus microplus (southern cattle tick) is the source of this 917-nucleotide messenger RNA. RefSeq lists its product as uncharacterized. Gene Ontology annotation, molecular function: protein binding. The record is from RefSeq and is a predicted model, not a curated record. Lineage: Eukaryota; Metazoa; Arthropoda; Arachnida; Ixodida; Ixodidae.